CCACACAACACAACACACAGCCACCUGCCAGCGCGCCACGCCACGCUCACCAAACGCGACAAUUUCUCUCAGAUUCAUCUCUAAAGUAACAUUUUCCGAGAGUUUGCGAAACUAAGCUGCCAAGAUGAUGAACACAUCGAUGCCGAAUUCCACUACGUGGAAUGUUAAAAGAAGGAGGGAUUUUAGUCAACUUAAUCCGGGAACUGAACUUCCAGGGUACCGAGGAUACAUAGAGCAGUAUAAAUAUCAUGUUGGUGACACAUAUGGCAAUGCAACAAACAAGUUAUCAGAGAAAUGGAGGACCAGGCAUCCAGCAUAUACAGCAUCUCCACAGAACUACUUUGAUUCCAAGACAACCUUUGUCGGUACAGGGCUUAGUGGUCCGGAUGAUGUAGAUGGAAGUGGCACAAGACGAGAUCUCAAACUUCCCAAGUCAACUGGAGACAAUAAACUGACGGAGAAAAUGGUUCCUGGAUACACAGGCUAUAUUCCCAGAAUGCCGUUCAAGUUUGGCAACACCUACAAGGAAGAUUGUGAUGUCUGCAUCGAUGACUUCAUGAGAAACACAAAAGAACAUGACACUAAGGUGCACACACUACGGAAGGCGCAAACGCAGAUUAAACCACUGAGGCCAAUGACAGAUGAAGGAACAGUCAUCAAUAGAUUGAAUCAGUAUAGGGAUAGACAUCCAACCUCCAAAAUACUUCUAGAGGACAAACGUGAAUCCAGAGAAGCCCCAAUUCCGGGUUACGAUGGUUUCAUCCCUAGACAAGGCGUAUCAGAGCUCGGCCUAGGAGCUCGCUAUCAUACCAUCUGUGAUAAGUCUCUCAAUACCUUCUAUGAUGAGACAGACAGGCAUGCAGAGAGGAUUGGACGAGCCUAUGUACCAAAAACCAAUGUACCAGAUGACCAAGCCAAGGCUUCCAUCCAGCUCACCAGAGAAGAUCGAGAUGUUUUGAUGCAAAGACGACUCUACAAACGUAUUGGAAUGGUUCCAAAGUACACAGGAUAUCUGCCACAGAUUCGAUUUCAGUUUGGCCAGACCUAUGGUGAUACGACUCGUUCACUGCCUGUGUGCUUCCAUGAGCAGCCAACGUAUGGUCAGCAUCUAUCCACAGUUCAACAAUCAGUUUGAGCCUGCAGAAGCCUCCAUUCAUCACAACGUUUGUGUCACACUAAUCGUGGUGCGAAAUACAACCGCUAACUGUAUAUCAGUCAUUUCAAGUAAAACACCCACCGAGUGAUAGACAAAAAUUCUGUCAGACAGUUGACUUGCAGUUUAAUAAUCAUGUAAUUUUCAAUCAAGCUUUGAAAUAAACAAAUCUGAAUUUCUAAGUGACGCAUGUAAAUGAAUAUACUACAGCGCGUC
Molecule: messenger RNA, 1369 nt
Organism: Patiria miniata (bat star)
Lineage: Eukaryota; Metazoa; Echinodermata; Asteroidea; Valvatida; Asterinidae
Product: protein FAM166B-like
Exons: 7
Coding region: 125-1135 (336 amino acids)
Source: RefSeq, a predicted model, not a curated record